UGAUGCACGUUUUUAAGAGUAAAAUGUUACAAGCUCAACCAUCGUAACUCGACUACCUUAUCCGACAAUCUAUUUUGCUUAGCCACUGUGCCGAUCUGCCGACAGUGCCGACAAGUAGCAGCUUUUCUCGCUGGAAUUCGUUUGUUCGUCGAAAGAAUAUAUUUUGCGGUAGAGUUGCGUGAAAUCCUUUCUCUUUUCCUGCUUUCGUUAUCAAAUUCUUCUCGCCGCUGCUCUUUCGGCUCUCACGUUCGAUCAAUGUUGAAUCACAUUUUCUAACCUUUCCAAGUGCUUUCCAAAUCCGACAGUUGAGAUGUUGCGAUUGGCAAAAGAUUAUUGUACAUAGAUUUUAGAACAAAAAGACUGAAGUUUCAAGUAUGUCUGGGUCCGAGGUGCAAGGAUCCUUAAAGGAAGCUUUGUACGAAACAUUAAGUGGCAUACUUGCUGCAGAAAGAGAUGAUCGACAGGCUGCCGAGCAACGUCUGACAGCUUUGGAAGUCACAGAAGAGUUUGGUGUUCAUCUUACCGAAUUUGUAGUAGAUCCUAACGGACCGCUUGCCAUUCGACAACUGGCUUCUGUUUUACUGAAACAGUAUGUGGAAAAUCAUUGGAGUCCAUUGGCUGAAAAAUUCAGUCUUCCAGAAAUUAAGACCCACAUAAAACAAACAAUCAAAUCUUUAUUGCCUCUUGGGCUGCGUGAAUCUAUAAGCAAGGUCAGAACUGCUGUGGCUUAUGCAAUAUCAAGAAUCGCGCACUGGGAAUGGCCAGAAAAUUGGCCUGAACUUUUCGACAUAUUGGUAGGCUACUUAUCUGAAGAAAAUCAAUUUGCUGUCCACGGAGCUAUGCGAGUACUGACAGAAUUCACCAGAGACUUGACUGACACACAUUUACCCAAUGUUGGUCCAGUGAUCCUGCAGGAGAUGUAUCGAAUUAUUCAAAGUGAUACUAAAUAUUCAAUUCGAACUCGUGGAAGAGCCAUAGAAAUUUUCACAACAAUAGCAAGUUUGGUUGCUGAAACGGGUGUAUACAGUCGAGGAUUCAUUGAACAGCACUUACAGCCAGUUAUACCCAUGUUCUGUGCUAAAUUUCUUGAAUUUUUAGCUGUACCUAAUGGACCUACAAGUGAUAGUGGCCUUAAAACUGAGAUUAUCAAGUCAAUUAACUGUUUAGUCACAAAACUGUCAAAGUACAUGACAACUUUUGUACCACAAAUUUUACCUUGCAUCUGGACAACUUUGACACAGAGUGCUAUAAUUUACCAAGAGGAAGUUGUCAAUGGAGACGGUGAAGUUAAUGAUCAAGAAGUUGAUUCUGAUGGUGAAGUCAUUAAUUUUAACAAUUUAGUUAUUGCAAUAUUCGAGUUUAUCGGUACCUUGAUUGAUCACAAGAAAUAUUCCAACCUAUUGAACAAUUUUUUGCCAGAUAUAAUGUAUUAUACAAUACUUUUUAUGCAAGUAACAGAAGAUCAAAUGGAUAUGUGGACCAAUAAUCCAAACCAGUUUAUUGAAGAUGAUGAUCAAUAUGCGACCGUAUAUAACGUUCGAAUUUCAGCUCAAGAACUGCUUGGGACACUUUUAUCAUACUCCGAGGAAGCUGCCGUGAAUGCACUUUGUGGGGCCAUAACGCGACAUAUUGAAGCAGCUAAUAAUCCACAGUCGCCAAAUUGUGUGACCCGAGAUGUCGCGACUAUUUGGAAGAUAUACGAGGCUUGCAUUGUAUCUCUAAACACUGCCAAAGAGUCUAUUAUCGAGCAACAGCAAUCUGGAAAACUUCAAUUUGACAUUAUUAGAUUUCUAGAUACCAUAGUUUUAGCAACACUCAAUAAUCCGGGUGCGCAUCCGUUGCUUUUGGGUAGAUGUUUAUGCAUAGGUGGACGCUAUGCCAAAGAGUUACCUCCUGAAAUGAGUGCCAGGUUUUUAGAAGCGACUGUAAAUGGCCUGUUGGAAACACAGCCGAUUUGCAUACGUGUGAGCGCCAUAAAAGCAGUUUACUGGUUUUGUGAUGCUGCUAUCAUAGAAAAUAGUCCGCUUCUCAGCAUAUUGCGUCUCCAGUUGCCAGCAAUCUUCCAAGGACUGUUUACGUUGUCCAACCAACUUUCGAAAGAAAUCUUGAUUCUCGUCUUGAAUGCUUAUUCUGUAUUAGUACCGAUCGACCCAGCUUUUACAGCUUCCAUAGAGAAUAAAAUUUGCCCGUUUACGAUAGCAGCAUUUAUAAAAUUCCACAGUGAUCCAGAAAUUCUCAAUUUGUGUCAAGACAUAUUUAAAGAACUCAGUGAGAUUCUAGACUGCGUCGGUCCAUUACAAACACGAUUGGUACCCACCUUGAUAAGUAUGAUGAAUAUAACAGCAAUGGACAAAUCAAAUGAUGAGGGAACUCGUAGUGUAGCUUUGGAUGUGCUGGAAGUGUUAGUUCAAUAUUCUCCACAGCCACUGAGCAAUAUUCUGAUAGACAAUGCAUUCCCAGUAGCAUGCCAUUGUAUUCUAGACUCAACAGACAAUGGAACACUACAGAAUGGGGGGGAAGUAAUUCGAACAUACCUUUCAGUAGCUGCUCACCAGGUUAUAGAAUACACUGACAGUGAAGGUCGAACUGGUUUACAGUUUAUAUUACAGAUUAUUGCUCAACUGCUGAAUCCUCAGUCCAGUGAAUUCACAGCCGCAUUUGUUGGCCGACUAGUCACAACUUUGAUCAGAAAAGCAGGAAAUUCGUUGGGGGGAAAUCUUGACCUUUUGUUAAAAGCGGUUCUUAGCAAAAUGCAGCGAACCGAGACCUCGACUGUGAUGCAAAGUUUGUUGAUGAUUUAUGCUCAUCUCAUCAAUUCUGAAUUUGACGCUGUUUUAAACUUUUUGUCUACUGUUCCUGGUCCAACUGGAGAAAGUGCUCUUGCCUUUGUAUUAAGUGAAUGGGUAAACAAACAGCAACUAUUUUUCGGAAAUUACGAUCGUAAAGUGUCAACUGUGGCACUUGCUAAAAUAUUGGAGUAUGGUGUCACUCGUGACGAUAGUCGAUUGAACGAAAUUACUGUAGAGGGAGAUCAAGUCCCUUCAGAGAAUGAAUCAAGUGGUGUAAGAACAAGAGGAAAAAGUCAGUCCAAGCCUAUGCAAUGGACUACAAUUCCAGUUCUCGUCAAGAUUUUUAAACUCAUUAUCUAUGAGUUGGGACAUUAUCUCGAAGCUCAUUCUGCUGAACAAGAGAACGAAGAAAGCGAAGACGAUGACGACGUAGACGAGGAUGCAGUAAUCGAUCCCGGAAACGACAUCAAUCAAUUAUUAAUGGAGAAUUUUGAAGAUGAAAUUGACGAGGAACAAGAUCCAGAUAUCCGGCAGGACUCGAUAUACAAUUUGAAUCUCGGUCAAUACUUACGUGAUUUCUUGCAGAACUUUUCUACGCAUCACGGUUUUCCUAUAUUUGCUCAACAUUUGAAUGUAGCUGAAAGGAAAAUCUUAAACAGCAUAAAUAUAUUUUAAACUGGUAAUAGAAUAUAAUUUGCGAAAAAAAUGGUUAAAAAUCAUUUUGCUUUCAUUUGAUGUUAUGCAACUUGUUAACUCGUAUAUAUAUAUAUAUUUGUAUUAAAAUGAAACGAAAAUCAAUAGUAUAAAUAACGUAUUUUCCGUCUGUAAAUAUACUUUUUACGUGAUCAAUAUCAAUAUUUAUAACUAUCUUUGCAGAGCGUUUUUAAUCGAAGACAAAAUAAAUUCUUUAUCGGAUAUAAAAAUUAUAUUAGUUAUUUAAUUUUUGUAGCAUUUGCAUAAUCUCGAUUUAUGUGAUUUUUUUAAACACUCUGCAAACAUGCACUAAAAAUUUACGAGUUGGGGUCUUACUUUGUCCAACCUGCAGGACAGGUACUUGAAACUUAAGCUUUAAGAAGCGUGUAUGAUAUAAUGUUAGGCAUACAUUUUUAUAUCUAAAAGUUGUAGAAUUUUAUAACUCUUAUAUUGUAAUUACAUAAUAAAAAUGUAUAAAAUUUUUUAA
Nasonia vitripennis (jewel wasp) is the source of this 3969-nucleotide messenger RNA. RefSeq names its product importin-9 (gene Ipo9). Gene Ontology annotation, molecular function: small GTPase binding. The record is from RefSeq and is a predicted model, not a curated record. The coding region runs from base 375 to 3464 and encodes 1029 amino acids. The transcript is spliced from 13 exons. Gene Ontology annotation, biological process: protein import into nucleus. NCBI's taxonomy places the organism in Eukaryota, Metazoa, Arthropoda, Insecta, Hymenoptera, Pteromalidae. Gene Ontology annotation, cellular component: cytosol; nuclear envelope.